Messenger RNA from Lagopus muta (rock ptarmigan), 3364 nucleotides. RefSeq names its product SUN domain-containing protein 3-like. Gene Ontology annotation, molecular function: protein-membrane adaptor activity. The record is from RefSeq and is a predicted model, not a curated record. NCBI's taxonomy places the organism in Eukaryota, Metazoa, Chordata, Aves, Galliformes, Phasianidae. Gene Ontology annotation, biological process: nuclear envelope organization. The transcript is spliced from 9 exons. Bases 602 to 1378 code for a protein of 258 amino acids. Gene Ontology annotation, cellular component: meiotic nuclear membrane microtubule tethering complex; nuclear envelope.
GCAAGGAAUCGCCUCGGCUUGACGGGUGGCCCUAUCAGAGAGCACAGCCGGCCGCCAUUGUCCUCCGCGCGGCAGCAGUGAACUGACGCCGAGGCGGCGGAGCCAGGAGCAGCCAGAAGCAGCGGGGGACCGCCCCUGCGUGUAUAACCUGCUGCGGGGCGCAGCGAGCAGGGCGAGCUUACAGGGCACGAGACGGCAGUGGGCUGGGCAGAGAAGCGGGGAGGCACGGCAGCGUGCAGGGGCCUGGAAUCUCUGCCCACUAGUAGAACUGCCUGCCUCCCGGACAACGUAUCUCACCGUGGUGUCCACCAGGUGGAAAAGCCUGGGGAGAAAUACAGUGGUGACUGAGAGCCCCUGCCUGAAGAAGUGGAAGUUCAAGUCUGUGGCUGCAGCAAGUGACUGAGUCCGUUGGUGCAAGAGAAGGCAGGAGGGAAGGCAAGCAGCCUGAAGUGCGAGCAGGCAACCUAAGGUUUGGAAGACAGUUCUGCUGCUGUGCACCGUGGCUGUGGUGUCCUUCGGUCGUUACUGGUUUGGAAGUCUUGCUGGAGGCUCAAGGGCAGUGGAAAAAAAGACUUCAUGGCUGGUGGGUGAUGAUCUGGAAAUGCUGAGGGUGGAACAAGAGCUCGACAAGAUCCAGCAGCAGCUUCGUUUCCUGCAAUGGGGAGCAAAGGACAUCACCCUGCGUGCUCUCCACGAGGCCCUGAAGAGAAAUGAGCUCCCAGGCUUUACCGGCGAGGCUGUUCAAGAGAUGAUCAAUCAAGUCCUGGAGAAGCUGGAAGAAAGCCCAUUCCAGAUGCGUAAUUAUGCCAGCAAAACUUCAGGCGCCGCUAUCGUUCGUUCCAAGACUUCUCCCUCCUGGAUUGGAAGCGGGAAAGUCUUCUGGCACUCGUUGCUGGUGACACCAUAUAUGAGGCCUCCUGAGAUUAUUCUUGAGCCUGACAAUCAGCCAGGUAACUGCUGGCCCUUCCCAGGAAGCCAAGGGCACGUCUUCAUCAAGUUGCCCAGGGCCAUCUUUCCCACGGCAGUUACGUUAAACCAUGGAGUUCCAGCAACGGCCUACCAUGCAGACAGCACCUCCAGUGCUCCUAAGGACUUUGCUGUCUAUGGCCUGCAGGAAGAAGGUGACGAGGAAGGAACUUUGCUAGGAGAGUUCACCUUCACGCCAGGCCAGGAUCCCAGUCAGACCUUCCAGCUGCAGAACGAGCACUCCGGGUUCAUCAAUUACAUCAAGCUGCGAGUGCUGAGCAACUGGGGCCACCCGGACUAUACCUGUGUGUAUCAGUUCAGGCUCCACGGCAAUCCAGCCCCUGACGGUGAAGCUAAGGGAAAGCCACUUGGUUUACCUUUCAUGGAGGAGUCUCCAGAUCUGAGCCCGUGACAGGGGCACAAACCCAGGGGACGAAAGAGAGUGGCAACAAAAAUUACCCUACCUUCUAACAGCGCGGCACAUCCGGCCCCGGCUCUGUGACUAACAAGGCAAGGCACGAUGCGGGCCGUGCGCUCCAGGAGAGGGGGAAGGGAGACAACACGUGUGUCUGACAACAAAAAAAAAAACCACCACCAACAAAAACAGAAUCAACGGCAACUGUCUGGGGAGGAGCUGAAUUUACUGAAUCCAACAAAAUCAAACAAAAUGAGAGAGACGGAAGUAUCCAAAAUACAAGAUCUCAUGUUAGAAGACUGCAGGGGAAGCACGUGCUUUUCUCCGUGGCAAACCAAGAGUGGGAAGAAGAGGCUGGUGUCCUGCCAGUAGCUCCACCUUUCUUCCUCUGCGCGCAAGUGCCCAUGAAUGGCAGUUCAAGGAACCAGAACAUUAACUCUUUAACUCCCACUAUUUUACGUGAUCUUCUGAGGUGGAAUAUCAGCAACAAAAAUCACAAAGCCACAACGUUAACAUCAAAUAUAACAUCAAUUCAUUCAACUUUUCCCAUGUUGAGUCUCUUUUGUCCGUCGGAGUAACUGUUAAGAGAUCUCCCUAUUGUCUAUCUCUCCCCAUAAGCCUUUUCAUUCCCUUUUCUCCUGCUCUCCUGUUGGGGAGGAGGAGGGAGGGAGCGGCUGGUUGGGAGUUGGCAAAGUGAUCCCAAGAUACUGCAUUUUCCGAUCCCUGUUGAAGCACGGAUGGGAGUCAGCAGGAACUGCUGCCCCCUUGGACUUCCAGAGGGCAGACCUUGGCCUCCUUUGGACCGUGGUUGAGAAGGUGCCUUGGGAGGCAGUUCUGGAGCGCACAGCAGCCCGGGAAGGCUGGGCAUACUUUUAGGGAAGUUAUUUUAAAAGUGCAGGAGCUGACCGUCACCGAGUCAUGGAAGACAAGUUGACGGGCAAGGAAGCCGGUCAGGCUGAACAGAGACCUCUGGCUGGAACUCGGGAACAAAAGUAAAGUUUUUGGUAUUUGGAAGAAUGGGCAAGCAACUUAUGACAAUUACGAGUACGUAGUGAAGCCGUGCAGGGAGAAAAUUAGAAAAGCCAAAGGCCAGCUAGAACUGAACUUGGCCGCUAAGGUGAAGGACAACAGUAAAUAUUUCUGUAAAUACAUCAGCAGCGAGUGGAAGGCUAGGGAGAGUCUCCAUCCCCUGCUGGAUGAUGCUGAGGGCAACGUGGUGACCAAGGGUCAGGAUAGGGCUGAGGUACUUGUUCUGUAUGAUUUACAAACGUACAGAUAGCAGAGUGGCGUGGUUAGGAUGGUAUUAUACGGGUUUUAUCAUUAGAAAGAUUAUCGUGGUGGAAAGGGAGAAUCAAAAAUUAGACGCUCAGCCGUGGCCUAGGCUCGCAGUAGAAAACUGCAAAGGGAGGGAUCUCCGGAAAGAGAUCCUUCCCCAGCGGCAGUCAGCCCUCAAAUGGGGCCUGGGAGAGGUGGAGCCAGGCUGCACCCCUCCGGGUCACACUGUUGAAUUGCCUCCACCCGUGCUCCCGUGGCUGAGUCAGUCCUUGCCUCAGGCGAUCAAUCAGUGGUUCAGGCUGUGACUCAGCAGCUCCCAUACACCUUCUUUGCCUCAGUCCUUAAUAGUAAGACUAGUUACUCCCUGGGCACACAGCCCCUUGUGCCGGUAGGUAGGGAUGAGGAACAGAAUAGGCCCUGCACAAUCCACGAUGAGAUGGUUUGGGACCUGCUCUGAAAGCUGGGUGCUCACAAGUCCAUGGGGCCAGAUGGACUGCAUCCUAGGGUGCUGAGGGAGUUGGCAGAUGUGGUUGCCGAGCCACUCUCCACCCUCUUUCGGCAGUCCUGGCUAACUGGAAACGUCCCGUUGGACUGGCAAAUGUGACACCCAUCUUCAAGAAGGGCUGGGAAGGUGAUCCUGGUAACUACAGACCUGUAGUCUCACCUCGGUGCCAGGGAAGGCCAUGAAAUGGAUCAUCUCGGGAGGCC